Gavia stellata (red-throated loon) is the source of this 801-nucleotide messenger RNA. It is a transcript of the gene SPIC, whose product is annotated as Spi-C transcription factor. Gene Ontology annotation, cellular component: nucleus. The transcript is spliced from 4 exons. Gene Ontology annotation, biological process: cell differentiation; regulation of transcription by RNA polymerase II. Bases 1 to 801 code for a protein of 266 amino acids. The record is from RefSeq and is a predicted model, not a curated record. Gene Ontology annotation, molecular function: sequence-specific DNA binding; DNA-binding transcription factor activity, RNA polymerase II-specific. NCBI's taxonomy places the organism in Eukaryota, Metazoa, Chordata, Aves, Gaviiformes, Gaviidae.
AUGUUGAAAGAACCAUCCUGGUCCUUUCUGGCUCCUGACAGAAAAAUGUUCUUGCAGAGUUUUCCUGACCAAGACGUACUGGGCCAGGCUUUUGAAGAUGCACUAGAAGUACUGCAGCAGCACUCUGACAGAGAAAUGCAGUAUUCACCAGGUUACAAAAAUUGCCUGACUGUGAUCAACCAUCACCACCACCUCCGAGCAAGUCCCAGCUACUCUGCAGCACCAUCUACAGAGGACCCAGGGUAUAGCUGGAGAAAUGUGAUUAACAGUGCAGCAGAUUUUUAUGCAGAUGAGACCAUCUACCAUACGCUGCAGAAUACUCCAGAAAGCCAAGUGAUGCAUGCUGCUGCUGGCCAACCAAAAGCAGGGAAAGGUAGAAAAAAACUUCGACUGUUUGAGUACCUCCAUGAGUCUCUGUAUGAUCCAGCUAUGGCAAAUUGCAUCCAAUGGGUGGAUAAGCCCAAUGGUGUCUUCCAGUUUGUCUCCAAAAACAAGGAGAAACUUGCGGAGCUGUGGGGAGAAAGAAAGGGAAACCGCAAGAUCAUGACAUAUCAGAAAAUGGCCAGAGCACUGAGGAAUUACGGAAGAACAGGUGAAAUCAUUAAAAUCCGAAGAAAGCUGACAUACCAGUUCAGUGCUGUUGUUUUACAGAGACUUGCUCCAUCUUACUUCUUGGGAAAAGAAACAGUUUACCAUCCAUACAUUCAGUCUAAUCAAGAAUAUCAGUGUACAGAUGACUGGAUCAGUUACAAUAAUUACAUGUAUAACAAUGGUUAUGCAUUACAGCAUGCUAACAGCUAG